Molecule: messenger RNA, 651 nt
Organism: Aspergillus neoniger CBS 115656
Lineage: Eukaryota; Fungi; Ascomycota; Eurotiomycetes; Eurotiales; Aspergillaceae
Exons: 3
Coding region: 55-651 (198 amino acids)
Source: RefSeq, a predicted model, not a curated record
CACACAGUGACAUGCUUGAAUAAACCUGCAACUACGCUAUGCUCUUUGACACUUAUGAUGCACACAACAACACUAAUUUCGCUAUGUAUUUCUGUAGGUGCUGCCAUGGCCCAGACAGCAGCUGGUGUUUGGCCACAAACCAAGACCAACCUAGGGGUCUCAUUUGGAGAUAAUAUCAUAACUCCAGGAGCCUGGAUAGAUCCAAACGAUACUACAUACCCGACUGUGUAUCCCGGCUACUCUACAAGCGCCUACCCGGGAACAUAUACUAUGCUCAUGAUGGUGGAUUACGACGUUGCUGAUUCGGCCUUCGCCACGUUGGACCAAUACUCAAGCCUUGUACCUGGUCGCUUGGGCGGGAUUUCCAUCAAUUCUAGCAAUGCUCUGGCGUCGUAUCACCCUGCGCAGCCUGCAACAAGCAGAGUACACGACUUUACCUUAUUCCUGUUUGAUCAACCACAGGACUAUGCUCCACCGCAGGAUGUCCUGGAUGGUCUGUUAGAGGAGCAUGAUCCAAGGCAUAACUUCACGUUGGCUCCUAUUGUUGAAGCUGUCGGUAAUCCACUGGCUGCAACGUAUUUUUGGAGUUCGACGCCUGGUGUGCCGGAUAACAGCUCAGCGACGUACACGUACUCCUGGGAGAAGAUUUGA